Messenger RNA from Gymnodraco acuticeps, 3951 nucleotides. RefSeq names its product transmembrane protein 154 (gene tmem154). Lineage: Eukaryota; Metazoa; Chordata; Actinopteri; Perciformes; Bathydraconidae. The coding region runs from base 1288 to 1911 and encodes 207 amino acids. The record is from RefSeq and is a predicted model, not a curated record. The transcript is spliced from 11 exons.
ACAGCAAUUACAAACCAGUUUUACCAUUGUAUCUAUUCGAAAACACGUGUAGAUGCUCCUGUGUUGACAGUCGGACCGGAAGUGGUCCGUCUUCAAAUUCCUUCCGGAUGUGUUGCGGUGAGAAAAGGUUCCGGAUUUCGAAGAGUUUAACAAGGAGAGAACGGUAGCCUACCUGGUGAACAACAGGCCCUCAAGAUCUCAAGCAUACCUUUGAGAAGAUUACCAAACCUGAGAAAAGCAAGAACAGUCGUGUGUGAGGCGUGUGAACUGUGUGACUGGUUUCACCUCCUGGCUCAGUUUGAGUCAUGGUUGCCAAAUGGGCUCCUGGAGAUACCCUACGAAAGCAGACGGAAUUACCAACGAGGAGGCUCUAAAUACUGUCAUUUGCCAGGUGUUUAAACGUAUAUUUGUACAAGAUACAGUCAGUAUUUAGAUUUUAAAAUGGUGGCUGAGUUUGAUGAUGGGUGGCUUCCAAGCCCCUGGCUGUUUCUGUGAUCCCAUUGAAUGAUGGUCUCUGAUAUGUAGUUCCAUUUCAUUUAAUGGGAAGUGACCUGUGUUCUUCUUGAGAAAUGUGUGUUAUUAGUCAGCAGCACAGCCUGAUAUUCCCUUUGUAAGAUCACAACAUUUUGCAUAACUGUCUUUUUGUUUAUGAGAACUGUCAACCAGCACUCAGAGGAAGUGUCAAACAUGGUUUUUAAUGCCAUUUCAGAUGAUCAUUGUCACAGUUGAUUGGAAACUCAAACCCCUGCCAUCGUGUUGAAACCUGUUACCACCUGUUUCUGCUGUGAAGUGAAGAAAACACUGUAGAGACUUUUAAAGUAGACCAGCAGCUUUUAUCCACAGGUACCCAUUACAGCUUGCCCCUCAAAUUCAAGCUUCCUCACCACAAAGCCUGACUUGUAAUCCUGAGUUGUAUUAAGACACAGAUCAAAGAACAAAUAUGCAAAUGUAGCCUCAGAGUUUAUUUAGGCAGCAGCAGUUUGACAAGAGAUACCCGACCAGCUGGCCCUCACAGAAAAUAGUUUGUUCCUUCUUUUAAAGUUUGCUCAGCUUCCCCCUCUGCGGCAUACCUCCCCGACAAGAAUGUGAUUGUGCUGUAGCCGAGGAGCCGUCCGACUUGUGGCAACAGGCACACACAGCCGAUUGCAUCACAUCCGAGAGAGUUAUCUGAGUGAGUCUGAGGGUGUGUUAGAAAGUCUUUUUUUUCCCUUCCAGUGAACAUGUUUAGUCAGAUCAGGAAGUGUGAUGCUGUGACAGUAGAGGAGGAAGCAGGCUCACAAUGGCACCAUGUUUGCUUCUGGGACUGGAAGCAUGAGAGGGCCGGGGCUGAAGACCCCUCUGCUGCUGCUGCUGCUGCUGCUGCUGGGCACAGUGUUUUGCCAAGAAGAGGAUGAUGAAAACGUAGAAGAAGAAGCAGACACAGACAUAGAGUAUGGGGAGGAGCCCGGAGAAGCAGCGCCAGGGGCUGAUGGUGAACCAGAGGUCCCAGAUGUUUCUGAAUCCACUCUACCUCCGGACCUCACCACAACAUAUUUAGAUGUUGAAACUACCAUUGGAGAAGAGCAGGAUGGCUCCAGGCUCUAUAAUGAGGACUUCAACACUACGGAUUCGACCGACCUAGAGCCGGAUGAGGGUCUGGGUCUGCUCAUCAUCCUGAUCCCUGUGGUGCUGGUGGUCCUCAUCAUCGCCUUCAUCGUUUUCUGCAUCUUCAUCAACCGCAGGUGGAAACAAAAUCAGAUCAAUCAAGAGCUGAGGAAAGAGGAUCCAUAUUUGGACGGGUCCAGUACAGAGAAGGUUCCUAUGCCCAUGUUUGAGGAAGACGUGCCCUCUGUGCUCGAGCUAGAAAUGGAAGAGUUAGACAAUUGGAUGAGAAAGGAUGAUAAUCCUGCAGAAGACUCUAAACAUUUAUGAAUCUACUUAUGGUUAACAAAGGACACACGGUGAACAAUGCAGCGAUGCCGACGUGGACGAUCUGACCGUCCUCCAAUCAUCCGGCAGCAUCUGUGACCACGGGGACUCAUUUGACUGCCAGGAAAAUACAUCACAACACUUCAAGGACACUUUCAUUGCUACAGUAAAACAAUCAACAAGAAGAACUUGUUCUUAAUACAGUGGACAACAUAUGGACUUAAAUCUGCUUAAAUAGUGACUGUCGGAUCAGUGUUGUGUCUUUUUAAUGUGUGGUUUAUGUCAUGCAUUGCAAUACUUUUAUUUAGCUGACAAUGUUAUCCCUGGCAAGUUCUAAUAAGUGCAUUCAAUGUGAGUAAAGCCAAAAUAUUGCAAGAAUCAAGCUAUUACAUUAUCAUCACCAUGCUGAUAUACUUAAGGUGCCACAUUUAGAGACUAUAAGUGAUGAGAAAGUUUUAUUUUUAUUUUUUAAUAUCAUGCCCAGGUGCAGUUCCAACAGAUGAGUUUUCGGUCUGUGAUGGAGGAUGUGUAGGUGAUAUGAUUGAUUUAGAAACUGUCAAGUAGUAAUCUGUAAUAAUCCAUAAUAAUGCAGAGUAUUUUCUGCCUCGAUGAAUCAGACCGAGUUUAAAGAACACGGUGUAGCUACCAACUAUUCUUUUUUCUGUAUUCAUACUUUUAAAAGAGUAUAGCUGUCAUCUUGUUAACUCCUCACAGAUAUGACUGCUGUCGGCCCCUGAACGCCUCUCUGUUGUGUUUCACUGCCCCUGAACGCCUCUCUGUUGUGUUCACUGCCGGUCCCUCCAGCUGCAGGUUUUAACUGGGAAAUAUCCUGUUGAGGGACGCAGGCAUGCAUGACAGAGGGCCACUCCUUUUCAUGCCUGUGCGGAGCUGCUGAGGAGAAAGUGUGUUUUAUUCAGAGACUGAAAUCUCUCUAAGUGUGAAAUCAGUCGCACUCUAUUUCGGAGUCUUUUGAUAAAUGAUUACCCGUCGCAGAAAAUAACUCUCUAAAAGCUGCUGCUGCUGAUAAGAAUUCCAUCUCUUGCAGUAGAUUAUACUUUGUGUCUACAGAUGCUGUUCGGAUGUUUUGUUUCCAGUUUUGGCCUAAAAGUGUUGAAUCUAAGCGCUCCUGACACUGAUCUUAGCGUCAGUGCAACUUUCUCUACACGUUCAUCAGUAUUUUUGCAGGACCUUGCAGUGUAAAUAUGAGAAUACAGAAUACCAAAAGAUAUUGUUUUUAAGGAAUGUAAAUAUUUCAAAUGGGCUGUAGCCCUGUUGUUGUUUUGCUGAUGAAGAUUUGAAUACAAUUUGAAUUGAUAAAAUCUCUUGAUAAUAUCAUGAUGGUGUUAUGACACUAGGAAUGGCAAUGUUGCUCGGCCCGACACUUUGUUUUACACUGAGAUAUAAUAUAAACUAUUAACUGGAUUUAUUUAACUUAUGUACAGACGUUUAAUGUUCCCAGAGGGUAAAACUCUUCGAUUCAUUGCUAAAAGAUCAUGAAUGUACAGCGUUCAUGCCCCUCUCAAGAUCAAUUAUAAUAUGAAAGUUGUAUUUAAUGUACUAAUUUGGUGAUAUUUUGCAUUUCAUCUUUAGCAGGUCAAAUGUUUACUUUUCUUUAUGACUUAAUACUGUACCUGCAAAAAUAGGUGUAAGUUGUGCUACAUGCUAGUUAGCACUUUUGCUAAUGCUAAGAUGAAGAACAUGGUAAACCUGUUACACAUAUUCAUCUUACUAAGGCCUUCGUGAGACUGCUGACAUUUGAUCUCAAAGCACAACUCGACUCUUAGUCUUGUACAUGGUGUCUUAUGUAGAAAACCUACAUUAUUUGUUCUAAAUAAUGAAGAUUAAUGGUGUAGUCAACUAAUUUAAUACCUUUCAAUUCUUCAUAAUGGUUUAAAAAAAUAACAGAACAUUAGAUACAAAACAUCCGGCUGAAAGUGUCUUUUAUCUGUUCUGAAUGUCUAAAGGAAUUCAAAUCAGUGGAGGGUCUGAGGGAGCGAGAGCAGACAGGCCGUACAAACCAAUGAAUACAAAUGAGAAAGACUC